Leptinotarsa decemlineata (Colorado potato beetle) is the source of this 3571-nucleotide messenger RNA. RefSeq names its product ribonucleoside-diphosphate reductase large subunit. The record is from RefSeq and is a predicted model, not a curated record. Gene Ontology annotation, molecular function: ribonucleoside-diphosphate reductase activity, thioredoxin disulfide as acceptor; ATP binding. Gene Ontology annotation, cellular component: ribonucleoside-diphosphate reductase complex. Gene Ontology annotation, biological process: deoxyribonucleotide biosynthetic process. NCBI's taxonomy places the organism in Eukaryota, Metazoa, Arthropoda, Insecta, Coleoptera, Chrysomelidae.
AAGUGACAAUUGACAAUAUCUGCAUUUGGCGGCAAAGUGGUAUGCUUAUAGUUUUUGUUUAACGAAAAAACAUUUCUUUUAAAGAUUUUUAUAACUAUUUUCAAAUAGGAGCGUUUUUCCUUUUCUUUAAUCUGAUUCAAAUCAUUGCCAUAAAAUGGUGAAUAGACCCGUAGGAAAGAUGUACGUAUUGAAGAGAGGAGGAAGAAAAGAGGAAGUCCAUGUGGAUAAAAUUACAUCCCGAAUCCAAAAAUUAUGUUACGAAUUGAAUAUGGACUUUGUGGACCCCGUUUCCAUAACUCUGAAAGUGGUAAAUGGGCUAUAUCCAGGCGUGACAACAACGGAGCUGGAUACUUUGGCAGCUGAAACUGCGAUCAUGAAGAGCGGAGUUCAUCCUGACUAUGCAAUCCUUGCAGCACGGAUUGCGAUCUCCAACCUCCACAAGGAAACUAAAAAACAGUUCAGCGGAAGUAAAUUGAAGCAAUUUCAUUUAGGCAUAUCACGUUUUACAUUUACAUUAGGCAUAUGUUUUAAAAAGCUGUUCUCAUUUGGGUUAGGAAAAUCAAUACAUCAAUAUGGAGUAUUACUUUGGGAUCCCUCAACAAAUCAGUUUUUUUUCUCUUCUCCACUUCAAUGUUUUUUCAGGUACGAAGCUGAAGGUAAUUUCAACAGGCAAGUUCCCGCCCAGGACUUGUGGAAGGCCAUCGUUGUGUCUCAAGUCGAAACUGGAGGUCCCUGCAUGCUCUACAAAGACGCCUGCAAUGAGAAAAAUAACCAAAAACAUUUGGGAACCAUCAAGUGCGCCGGAUUCUGCACAGAUGUCAUCGCUUACACUUCGCCGGAACAAAUCGUGGCCUGCCCCCAAGCGGCAGUGUUACUAAGCAUGUUUGUCUCUUCUGACAGAAAGACGUUCGAUUUCAUGAAGUUGAGGGAGGUUACCAAGACGGUCACGAAGAAUCUGGAUAAGGUUUUAGAUGCAAGUUACUACGCCUUGCCAGAAGAAAAAAUGUGCAGCACCGAGCUUCGGGCUAUCGGAGUGGGAGUUCAAGGCUUGGCCGAUACAUUUAUAUUGCUGAGAAUGCCGUUUGACAGCGAAGAGGCUUCUCAGUUGAACAAGCAGAUCUUCGAGACUGUUUACUACAGCGCAAUGGAGGCCAGCUGCGAAUUGGCAGAAAAGAACGGGACAUAUUCCAAGUACGAGGGCAGCCCAGCCUCCGAGGGUGUUUUACAUUACCAUAUGUGGGAUUCCAAGCCUUCGGACCUUUGGAAUUGGUCCGAACUGGAUGAGAAAAUUAAAAAGUUCGGUCUCCGUAACUCCCUUCUCAUAUCCGUGAUGCCUACCCCUUUGCUGUCGCAGAUCCUGGGGACCAGCGACUCCGUAGAGCCCUACAACUCGAACGUGUUCACUCGCACGGUUUCCUCUGAAAGAUUCCAGGUAGUAAACGAGCUUUUGCUGAGAGACCUGACGGAUCGAGGCAUCUGGGACGAGGUCAUCAAGAAGAAAAUCAUAGACGCAUACGGGUCAGUCCAGAACCUCCCCGAAAUCCCUGACGACCUCAAAGCCAUUUACAAAACGAGCUGGGAAAUGUCGCAGAAAGUAAUCCUCAACCAGGCCGCAGAUCGGGCCCCCUUCGUGGACCAGGGUCAGUGCUUGAACGUCCACAUACAGAAGCCGACUUAUGGAUCUGUGACUUCGAUGCACUUUUACGGGUGGAAGAAGGGGUUGAAAAGCGGGAUGUGCUCGAUACGCACCAGGGCUGUGCCCAAAGUUGUUCAAGAAACGGUGCAGAGGAGUAAAGUAGAAGAGGUGGAGCCUGUGUCAGAAGAGCUGGAGGAGAUGAAGAAGAAGCAGGAGGAAGAGGAGGAGAGGAAUUUGGCGGGGCUGGUUUGCUCGCUGAAGAACCCGGAGAACUGUGAAAUGUGCGGGGCGUGAGUGGUAGUUGGGACUAGGUGGUUACUCGAACGCAUUUUUGUAUAUAGCUUUAUUUUAUUAGAAAUAGGAUUUAGACUGAAAGGGGUAUAUAGGAAUUCCUGAUAUACAUUACAAUACAUAUAAAACAUGUCAAUGAGUCAAUUAUUAUAGUUACUACCAAUAAAACAAAAAAUAUAUCAAAACAAUUUUUUGUUGUUGCUGAAAAAAUAUUCUCAAAAAUAAGUGUUUGAAACGAAGCAUAUAAAUGUUCGUGUAUGAAUUUAAAAGAAUUUUGAAAGCUAAAAAGAAAAGAAAAUUAAAAGAACGAAAAAAAUCCAAUUAUUCAGUGACCUCAUGUUUUUUCUAUCGGAUUUCUAAAACUACCAAUACUGACUUGAGAAAGUUCUAGCUACAUUAAUUUCAUUAUUAUUACUUGUAUCAUAACGAUGAAUUUGAUUAUUAUACCAUACUCAGUAUAAUUUGAAUGGGAGUAUACACAUCAAGAUUAUUCACAUUCGUUUGUAUCUCACUAAGAGCAGGUAGCCAGAUUUUAUUAAUGUUCAUUGCCUCUUCUUUUCUGUUGAAAUUAUUCCUGUUUUUGGAUUUCUAUUGUCUCUCUAAGUACUCUUGAACUCGGAAAAUAGCUUUCAUACAAUAAAUUGAUGGAUUUAUCCAUUACUAUGUGGUAGGAAAUCAUCAUGAAAAAAGGAAACUAAACUUUCACCACUUGUAUUCCCAUUUUGCUCCGUCAAUCCGCAGCUGGCCUCCAUAGAGCUGUAGUGAACAGUCUCGAAUACCUGCUUAUUCAACUAAGGUACCUCCUUGCUGUCAAACGGCAUUCGCAGCAAGAUAAACGUAUCAGCCAAGCCUUGAACUCCUACACCGAUAGCCUGAAGCUCAGCGCUGAAAGUUUUUUCCUCCGCCAAGGCAUGGUAACUCGCAUCUAGGACCUUAUUCAGAUUCUUCGUUACCGUUUUGGUAACCUCCCUCUACUUCAUCAAAUGAAAAGUUUUUCUGUUAGAGGAGACGAACAUGUUUAGCGACAUUGCUGCUUGGGGGCUGGCCACGAUUUGCUCGGGCGAGGUGUAAGCAAUGACAUCUGUGUUGAAUCCAGCACACUUGUUCCCAAAUGGUUUCGGUCGCUUUUCUCGUUGUAGGCGUCUUUGUAGAGCAUGCACGGCCCUGCAGUUUCAAUUUGAGACACAAUGAUGGCCGACGUGGAGUGAAAAUACAAUAAAAUGUUUCGUUGUAUUUUCAUUUCAUGAAAAUACAAUGUAAAAUUUUGUUGUAUUUUCAUUUCAAGUUUUAUUGCUUAUAUAUUAUUGAUAUUUCAGUCCAUAUUUUUCAAUUAUAAAAUUUAAACCAACCUUACUUUAGACUUACAGUAGCUCCCCAAACCAUGGCGGAAUAAAAUAUUAUGAGAUAACACACCAUUGAAAAAUCUUUCAGAAAUAAACUACAAAUAUUCCUAAUCGGAAAUGCGUUUUGUAGUACUGUAGAAUUCUUGACUCAUUGUAUGUAUAUGGUAAAUUCCUAUGUAUUUCAUUCAGUAUUUGUCUUUUAAUUUUAGAAACUGGACUAUAUAGUCUGAUAUGUCCAUACAUUUUUAUGAAUGAAUGUGUAAAAUUGUUUCACGUUAAUAAACUGUAUUAACUUGUUCAA